Mycena citricolor is the source of this 2264-nucleotide messenger RNA. The record is from the annotation of a GenBank genome assembly. Lineage: Eukaryota; Fungi; Basidiomycota; Agaricomycetes; Agaricales; Mycenaceae.
AUGUCGGAGAACGCAGCGGAUGCCAAAUUUCGCGGUGCGUCCGUGCGCGAGGUCAUCGAAGUGUACCAGCAGGAGCCCAACAAGCUUGUGCGGCACCUGAAGAACCGUGCGUCUGAUGUCGUCUGUGAGGGGCUCGUCGCGUUUUGCUGCGUGUGGAUGCUGACGCGCUUGAAAACCGCGGACAGUAUUGGGGGAGUGAUUGGCACAGGGCUGUUCCUGGGCACGGCAACCGCGCUGCGUCACGGCGGGCCUGCUGGUUUGCUGAUCGCAUACCUCCUCGUUGGAAGUAUAUGUUAUUCGGUCAUGAUCUCGCUCGGUGAAAUGGUGGCCUAUCUCCCAAUCCCAGGGGGACAUAUCAAGCUUGCAGAAAGAUUUGUGGAUCCGGCCUUCUCCUUUGCCAUGGGCUGGAACUACUGGUAUAACCUGAUCAUUGGUAUGAGCAACGGUGCAUUUAUGCUGGCGAGAUUCUCAUCGCUCCCUGCAGCGCUGCCUGCCGAAAUGUCUGCUGCGGCCGUUUUGGUCGACUACUGGGAUAACUCCGUCAGCGAAGUUGUUUGGAUCACGAUGAUUCUGAUCUUCGUGGUGGGGAUCAACAUGUGUGGGGUGGGUGUGUACGGAGAAGCCGAGUUCAUCUUUGCUUCGAUCAAAGUGAUCACUAUCACUGGAUUGAUCGUGCUUGGCCUUGUCCUUGACCUGGGGGGCGGCCCUGACCACGAUCGUCUGGGAUUUCGUUUCUGGAAACACCCGGGUCCUUUUGGUGAGUAUGGCGACAUUCCGGGUGCAGAGGGCCGCUUCGUCGGGUGGUGGUCUGUGAUGGCCCAGGCUGCGUUUUCGUUCAUUGGGACCGAGAUCGUUGCGAUCGCUGCUGGAGAAGCCAAGAACCCACGACGGAAUUUGCCGAAGGCCAUCCGGCGUGUCUACAUCCGACUCCUUCUGUUCUAUAUCGGGGGUGUGUUCAUCAUUGGCUUGCUUGUGCCACAUGACAGCCCAGGAUUGGACCUUGACUCGGGCACUGCAGCGAGCUCUCCCUUUGUCAUCGCCAUACAACGCUCUGGCAUCAGGGUCCUCCCCUCGAUCAUCAACGCCUGUUUGCUGACCUCCGCCUGGAGUGCAGGCUCGAGUGACUUGUAUACCAGCUCACGGGCCCUAUACGGUCUAGCGGCAGCAGGCAAUGCCCCCAAGAUCUUCCUCAAAACCCUCAAGAAUGGGCUGCCGAUCUCUUCCGUCAUAUUCUGCUCGCUCUUCGCGACUCUCUCAUACAUGGGCGUGACAGCCGGCUCUGGCAAGGUGUUCGGCUGGUUCGCCAACAUGACUGCGGUCGCGGGCCUGAUGUCGUGGUUCGGCAUCUCGCUCACGUACAUCCGGUUUCACCGGGGCAUGAAAUCCCAAGGCUACGACCGCUCGACGCUGCCCUACGCCUCGCGUCUGCAGCCCUUUGCGGCCUGGUACGCGAUGAUCUUCUGCGCUGCGAUGUGCUUCUUCAGUGGGUGGUCUGUUUUCGUCCACGGACACUGGUCCACAGCCAACUUCGUGACCAACUACCUCCCGCUCGCGCUGUUCCCCGUCAUGUGCGUCGCCGCCAAGUGCUGGUACCACCUUUGCAGGGGGCAUCCGCUCUCUUGGAUCCCGCCCGACCAGAUGGACUUUGUGUCGGAUAUCAGCGAGAUUGAGGCGGAAGACCGUGACGAUGCCCCUCCGAGGAAUAAGAUUGAGACGGCUUGGUCUUGGCUCGUAUGACGGACGCGGGGUGGCUGGCGAUCGGCGGAUACCGAGCUUGGACAGAUGUGAAUAUCACUCGAUAAUUGCUGAGUAUCUCUCAUUCGGUAUUUAACUGCCAAUGAAGUCGACCGGGCCACUCGCAAUCCAUUUAUCGGCGUGGCUCCUGGAAGCAGUUCGUCCGUCUUUGGGAACACAAAUUGGGCCUCGGCUCGCUCUAUUCUGCUCUUUUCUGUGCACUAUCACACUUCCGUUUGCCCUCACUAACACGUAGGCCAUCAGCACAGCUGCUGGAUGACUCACUGUCCUUCCAUUUCUCCGUCUAUUAGGGCACGUCAAACCACGGCGGGUGGGCAGAUGGAGCCGCCGAGGCUGGCUGCUCGAUCUCAAGCAUUCCUGUCGAGUCAAGAUCUCCAGCUAAAUGACGUCCUGUAUGCAACCGACUGUAACGCUUCAAAACUGGGGUUCUUGGAGAAACUCUGCAUCUGGAGUCGGGCCUCGUCGUUUCUGCGCAGAUGACCCUGGUCCACGCGGCGAGCACGUGCACC